Paramormyrops kingsleyae is the source of this 2521-nucleotide messenger RNA. RefSeq names its product transmembrane protein 167B (gene tmem167b). The record is from RefSeq and is a predicted model, not a curated record. Lineage: Eukaryota; Metazoa; Chordata; Actinopteri; Osteoglossiformes; Mormyridae.
CUGACAGGCUGACUAAUAUCUGUGCGUGUUUAGUCUGGCCUGAGUGUUUACUGUCAACGUAGAAGAACGAGAGAAAUGAAACGUUGAGAAAAGAUUCAGAGGAUCUAAAGUACAGGGAUUUUUGCGAAUAUCUAAAACAAACUGCGAGCAUGACGAACGUGUACUCAUUCGAUGGCAUCCUGGUGUUCGGGCUCCUGUUCAUCUGCACCUGUGCCUACCUAAGGAAAGUACCUCGCCUGAAGAAUUGGCUACUCUCAGAGAAGAAAGGUGUUUGGGGCGUUUUCUAUAAAGCUGCAGUGAUUGGGACGAGACUUCAUCUAGGUGUGGCACUCUCCUGCUUUGCCAUGGCCUUUUAUGUUCUGUUCAUAAAAUGACAGGCAAUAUUACAUUUGGAUGCAAGGAACGGUACCUUAGACAUGCCCAAGGACUUGCGUGUACAGCGAAGGCUGCCCUCUACUGGCCAGGAAGUCCAGACACUUUGUAUCAUCUGGUGUUUUGCCCAGCUACCAAGCAAAGACCUACACUACAAGAAAACUGACUUCUGCAGUGUGUUCUCGGUACUCUAAUACUGCAAGUGACAGGUUAUGUAAUUUGUAGCAGUUAUUGUGAAGGAUGGAGAAGAGCAAAAUUAUUUUGGCCAGCGAUUUUUGUAUUUGCAUUUGACUGUUUGAAAAGAAGCGGGUAACAGAUUUUUUUUUUUAAAUUUACGUUAUUGUUGGGUCACAUAGAAAUUCUUCAGGCUGUUUAGGUUAUUUAGAACAGGGGUGUGUAAACCUCAAACAGUGUGCUGUUUUCUGUUUACCCAGGCAAUCGGGAAUUCGACCGAGAAAUUAUCUUUCAUACAGUUCAUUAAUGCCUCGUUUUUUGGUUGCUAACAGUUACAAUAAAUAUGCCCUUCUUAACCCCAUAAUUCUCAUGUUUAACAUUGUAGACAGUACCCCCCCACCCCAGGGGCAUUUGGUUUAGCCUAGUGGGAAUAGUCCAUUUAGGGCCUUACACAGGGCACAUUCAGUGAAAGCUCUUCUCUUACUGGAAAACUGUUGAUAUAAGCCAGGUCUUGCUAAUGAAUAAAAUAAGAAUGUGUCAAUAUUUUUCCAUGCUUUAAGUUCUUGCUGUAGUCUGUGUUAGAUUUUAAGAACAAGUUUGUAAAUAUUGUUUUUUAAAGAGUAUCAGCUGCUGUCUGAGAAGAGGGGAAAUGGUUAUAUAAAUGUGUUCUGCCCAAUUAGAGUGUAAACAUAAACACUAGUGAUUUCAACUUAUUCCAAAGUUCGUUUUCUGUAUGUUACAAAUGUCUGAUUAUAUAAAUUUAUUUAAAGUUCUAUGGUGAAAUAAUUGCUAAAAUUGAAGGUGAGUUUUUUAAGCUUUAAAAUGCAGCAAUUAGUGCCACAUGGAAUUCUUAAUACCUCGCCUUUUAGAUCUUUUGAGCUGUUAUAACCCCUUUGGAAAUUAAUUGUAUAAAUACAUAGAGAUAUUGAAGCAUAAUAUAGAUUUAAGUAAAUUUGAUAGUCUGUUAUAAUAUCCAGGGCUGUCUGAUAAUACAUGUAUUUAAGCAUCUGUGGAUUGACAUUAUUAUAAGUCAGUGUUGUCACAGUUAAAAGAGGGCCAAGGUGGGGAGAAACUUUAUAGUUGGUGCUCAUACUGGAUGGAGGGGAAAUUCCUCGGGCUACAGAAGCGAAGCAGGGAGGGACCUGAUGCCUGCUGGAGACUCAGGCUCUGAUUUUGCCCUUCUUUGCAUGUUACUCCUGUUUGGCACCAAGUGGCAUGUAAGUUCUCAGCUUUUGCAUCAGUCCACAAUUUAUGCUAAAAUUCUAACCAAUUCAGUUUCACUGUGUUUUAAAUUUAUCAUUGUUUCAGAUUUAAUUAAAACUUGUAUUCGCCAAACUUGUCUUAUGUUGGUGUUUUAGUUCUUUACUUUUUUACUCUUGGGAAAAUUUGUAUCUGGACUGGUGCAAAAGCUGGGCAGAUCAGGAUCUUAGUGUGCAAGUCAAACUCAGCUUUGAGUGAGCCGGAAGAACUCAAGCUGUCUGGAGCCUCUAGGCAUCAUGGAUUCAAAUAGAAGGUCAACGGAAUAGGGGACGGGGAGAGAGAAUAUUACAGCUUAAAUAUGCUGCUGAUGGUCCAGCUUCACCAUCCAAUAACCUUAAACGGAGACAAACAGGAUUUACCCCCUUUAUUGAUGUGAGAAGCAUUUUGCAGGGGGAGGGUUCAAUGCUGGGGAAACUGGUCUACAGAGAGGAGUCAUACCAUUCCACAAGCACCUGCAUAUGAAACAGUUGUUUAUUGGUUAUUUACACUGCAUGUGCAAUUAAAUAUAAAUGUCGCGUUUGAGAGUCUAACAGCUAGAUGACAACCUCAAAGUUCACACGUGCUUUCAUCUAAUGUUUCACAGUUGAAUACUGUACCUUAGAAAACACAAUGAAUUAAAUAAUUUAUUGUUGCAUUUGUUUAUUGAUCUUCCCUUUGAUGGUCUGGUUCCUGUUUGUGUUCUAUAUUUUCAAAUAAACUAUCAUUCUUUUUAGCA